AAUCCCAAAUAUUAGACCGAGGAUGCUAGAUCUCGUGCAUACAGACUAUCUACCAUGUGCAAGCGCGUAAGUUGUUCACUAAUUCAUUUUUUAAGCUUUAUGUUCAUCAGUCUUCGUGUUAUUCGCUCAUAAUUUACAUUUUGUAGAUGGAAUGGUCCGGCGUUAUAUGUAAAAGCACCCGGACAUUGUAUUGAAAAUUUCCGAGAUCAGUUCUCCAUGAUGCAUGCCAACCAGUUUAUUUGGAUGCCUUAUCUCCAACGGCAGUUGCCGGAAAGUUGUGAUGUCGGUCGUCCUGUAUGGAUAUCGAUAACAACGCUUAUUUGCUGGAAUCUGGCUGAGCCACACCUGCCACACCGAGUGUUGCGCCAAUUUGGGAUUGUCCAACCGUAUAUCCCGCAACUCCCCCGGUUCCACGGUACUGAUUUUGCGAAACAGGAUCGCCGUGGAAAAGCUGGUCGAAAUUGGGUUGAUUGGCACGCCAAUUAUAUACAGGAGUGGGAAAACAGGCACUUUUUGGUGUGGACUGAUCUGGAGUACAGUGAUGAGCCCGUUGCAACCGAAGAAUAUAUGGAUUGGUUUCGGCAGAUAACUGUUGUGUAUUUAACCAAACCCGGCGUGCAUGCUGAACAGGGCUUCCACGAAACGGCAUCUUCUCAUAGAUUCGCGGUGGAGACACUUCACAACGUGCGCCACUUUCUAAGUGGCCAAGAUACGACAGAACAUCCGGCUUUGGGAACCAUUUCGAGGAUGAUUGAAGAAGGACUGCGGAUAUCCGGAGAGGCUGAGCGGAUGGACUACCGUCCUUCGCAGCGCUCUGCAAUGGACGUGGACGUACCCGUAAGGCAAAAGGCAAAACGACGAACCAAAAAGAAAACCGCCUGCGGAGAGUCGUCAUCUCAGCCUGUACACCGCUCCGAUGACGAUUUUGUGGAACCACCUCCACCUACAUCUGCAGUUCGAGGCCGUCAUUCUGUCAGCCACACCGGUGGUACCGGCGACGACAUUGGCCUCAGUGAUGUCCCCACUUCUCCACCGCGGUCGUCUGUGCAAGAUGACAUUUUUGGGGUGGAUCUAGAGAACGCUGUUGUUCAAGAUACUCCUCCCUCAAGGAUCCCUAGAUCUACAUCCAAAAUUGGGAAGGGGAUACGGGGUUUGUUUAUGCGGAAACGGCGAGAUGAUUAAACUAAUUUGAUACUUGGUAUGGAUAUUGGUUGUUUUUCAUUGAUUUGAACUCGUUAUAUUAGAUGAUUUGAUAAAUCCUCUUUUUACACGUAUUCAUAUUGAUAUUUUGAACUCUUUAUAUUACUUAUUGGUCGACGAUAGGAACAAACACGCCAUUCCCAGUUGGCCUUUUAGCCGUACUAAGAUUUUGUAUAAAACACCAAUAUUAUUGGCGUUUUUACCUUGCUAAAAAUUUUGCCAAAUUUCCCAGCGUUGUGCACAUUCAGCAUAAACACGCCACUGACAGUGGCGUGUUUUAAAAGACGCCAAUAAUAUUGGCGUUUUUAGUGGAAAACGCCAACGAAGAUGGCGUUUUUACCAUGGGAAAAAUUUUGCCAAAUUUUCCUUCGUUGAAGCGGACAUUCUGCAUAAACACGCCACUGUAGUUGGCGUGUUUAAAAAGACGCCAAUAUUAUUGGCGUUUUUAGUGGAAAACGCCACUGCCGAUGGCGUUUUUACCUUGCUCAAAAUUUUGCAAUUUUUCCUACGUAUGAGCGGACAUUCUGAAAUAACACGCCACUGUAGUUGGCGUUUUUAGUGGAAAACGCCAACAGAGAUGGCGUUUUUACCUUGGGAAAAAUUUGGUUUCGGAAAAUUUUGACGAGUAACACGUUACAAUGCUCAAUUCAAUAAAUAGCCACAAUUAUAAAGAAUAAACAGAACAAUGUUCAAUUCAACUAAAUAGUUGUUACACAUUCAAUUGUCUCGCCUUCUCCGGGUAAAGAAGCUACGGAUACCCUUCCCGAUUCUGGCGGUGGAGAGUCUAGACGGAGGAGUAUCUUGCACAACGACAUUCUCUAAAUCAACCCCGAAAUAAUCGUCUCGCACAGAAGACCUAGGUGGAGAAUGUGGGAUAUCACUGAGCCCAAUGUCGUCGCCUGUACCACCAGUGUGGCUGACAGAAUGCCGACCUCGAACUGCAGAUCUUGGUGGAGGUGGA
Salvia splendens (bonfire salvia) is the source of this 2161-nucleotide messenger RNA. RefSeq lists its product as uncharacterized. Gene Ontology annotation, biological process: meristem maintenance; meristem development. Lineage: Eukaryota; Viridiplantae; Streptophyta; Magnoliopsida; Lamiales; Lamiaceae. The transcript has 3 exons. The record is from RefSeq and is a predicted model, not a curated record. Bases 217 to 1182 code for a protein of 321 amino acids.